GGCAUUCUAAUCAUUCCACAUUUUUGUAGUUCCUCGAAAUUUCAGGUUGUUGGAGGAACUUGAGCGUGGUGAGAAGGGAAUUGGUGAUGGUACUGUAAGCUAUGGAAUGGAUGAUGGGGAUGAUAUCUAUAUGCGCUCGUGGACUGGCACCAUUAUAGGUCCUCACAAUUCUGUGCAUGAGGGACGCAUAUAUCAGUUGAAGCUAUUUUGUGACAAAGAUUAUCCAGAGAAGCCUCCCAGUGUUCGUUUCCAUUCCCGGAUUAACAUGACUAGUGUAAACCAUGAAACUGGAGUGGUCGAACCCAAAAAGUUUGGGCCUCUAGCGAAUUGGCAGAGGGAGUACACAAUGGAGGACAUACUGACACAGCUGAAGAAGGAGAUGGCUGCUCCACACAACCGCAAGCUCGUCCAGCCACCUGAAGGAACCUAUUUCUAGUGUAAGAUAUGAAGGUCUUAAUUGACCAUAUUCUGAUUGAUAGUUAUCCCAUCGUCUUAAGAUGGAAGUUGUAUGGGUGAAUGCCUGAAAAGCCAUCUCAUAUCUCCUCUCGUGGAUUUCUUGUAUCUUUUAUUCUGCUUUAUUUUCUUUGCGAACUACUCCUAUGUCGUAUCGGUAAUGGGAUUUCUUGUGUGUGAAAAUCAACGAACGUCUUGUUAAUAUCAUAAUUCUUGUGUUCUUGAA
Molecule: messenger RNA, 679 nt
Organism: Salvia hispanica
Lineage: Eukaryota; Viridiplantae; Streptophyta; Magnoliopsida; Lamiales; Lamiaceae
Source: RefSeq, a predicted model, not a curated record